CAGACCCAGGGUGUGGCGCCAGGCUGUCUGCCUGUGGAUUUCAUUUCUGCCUUUUAGUUUUUACUUCUUUCUUUGGAGGCAGAAAUUGGGCAUAAAACAGUAUGGGGGUGGUCUUCUCCUUUAACAGCACAAAUGCUUAAUUAACUUUUCUUUUGAGACAGGGUCUGUUGCCCAGGCUGGAGUGCAGAGGUGCAGGUAUAGCUCAGUGCAGCCUGGACCACCUGGGCUCAAUCAUUCCUGCCACCUCAGCCUCCCAAAAUUUGGGAUUAUAAGCGCGCGCCACUGUGCGGGGUCAGGACUCCUCCCUGAGAGCCCAGGAGAUGGAGCUGGGCUUUCCCUUCCGAAGAGCCGCAGGGGAUCGCUCUUUUUACCAUGUUGGAACCUGGGAAACUACAGUACCCAGAAAGCUCUGCGUCAAAUGACAGCACGGCAGAGCCAGUGAGAGCUCAGAUUGAAGGCGCUUCCGUAUGCGCACGUACGGUAGAGGCGGGACUCCUGGCGCCCUUUAGUAGCGGCCAUUUCGAUUGGCUUUAGGUGUGUUUGUGGAAUGAGAGGCCUGGGAUCGCUGUGGAGGGACGGUUGUGGUGAAUGGAUCCAGAAGGUCCAGAGUCUCUGCACAGACUUAACUCUGCAGCUCUUUAGGGCGCCCGCGGCUCUCAACCCAGCUUACCCCACGUGGUCCCAUGGCGGCCCCCGCUCUGAGGUUCCCGGUUCAGGUAAUUGUGACGCCUUCCGUGCUCUCCGGUCACCUCGUAGUCACACAAGUCCUAAAGCAGCGAGGGAGCGGCAUCUGCUCACGGCUCUGCAACCCGGACCUGGCGUCGGGACACUGAGACGCUCUCGGAAGGGAUCCCUGUUUCAGACACCGGUGGGAUGCGGUGGGGAGAACGACAGGGCACAGUGACUUUUGAAGACGUGGCUGUGAACUUUACCCAGGAGGAAUGGAAUCUCCUUAGUGAGGCUCAGAGAUGCCUGUACCGUGAUGUGAUGCUGGAGAACCUGGCACUUAUAUCCUCCCUGGGUUGUUGGUGUGGAGUGGAAGAUGAGGAGGGACCUUCUAAGCAGAGUAUAUAUAAACAAAGAGAGACUCAGAUCAGGAUUCCUAUGGCAGGUGUGUCUCUCAAGAAGGCCCACCCCUGUGAGAUGUGCGGCCCUAUCUUAGGAGACAUUCUGCACAUGGGAGAUCAUCAGGGAACACAUCCCAAGCAGAAACUGCACAGCUGUGAGGCCUGGGGGAACAAAUUGUAUGACAGUGGAAACUUUCAUCAACACCACAAUGAGUACAUUGGAGAGAAACCCUACAGAGGCAGUGUUAAGGAAGCAUCGUUUGUGAAGAGGUGUAAGUUCCAUGUGUCAGAGGAGUCAUCUGUCUUCAGUCAGAGUGGGAAAGACUUUUUGCCCAGGUCAGGAUUACUCCAGAAAGAGGCCACUCACACUGGGGAGAAGUCAAACAGAAAAACUGAGUGUGUGUCUCCCUUUCAUGGGGGAAAGACUCAUUACAGCUGUGGAGGAUGCAUGAAACAUUUUAGCACCAAACAUAUACUCAGUCAGCACCAGAGACUGCUCCCUAGAGAAGAAUGUUAUGUGUGGUGUGAAUAUGGGAAAUCCUUUAGCAAAUACAAUAGCUUCAGUAAUCAUCAAGGAGUUCAUGCUAGAGAAAAACCUUAUACAUGUGGGAUAUGUGGGAAAUUAUUUAACAGUAAGUCCCACCUCCUUGUUCACCAGAGAAUUCACACUGGAGAGAAGCCGUAUGAAUGUGAGGUUUGUCGGAAAUUUUUUAGGCACAAGUACCACCUCAUUGCACACCAGAGAGUUCACACUGGAGAAAGGCCAUAUGAAUGCAGUGAUUGUGGGAAGUCAUUUACCCACAGCUCUACAUUCCAUGUUCAUAAGAGAGUUCACACUGGUCAGAAGCCUUAUGAGUGCAGUGAAUGUGGGAAAUCUUUUGCUGAAAGCUCCAGUCUCACUAAACACAGGAGAGUUCACACUGGAGAAAAGCCUUAUGGGUGUAGUGAAUGUGAAAAAAAAUUUAGGCAAAUCUCUUCACUUCGUCAUCAUCAGAGAGUUCACAAAAGAAAGGCCUUAUGAGUGCAGUAAGUCCAGUCUCAGUAAAUACAGGAGAGCACACACCUGAGUAAGAUCCUGUGAUUGUAGCAAAUGUGGAAAAUGUUUACCCGAAGGUCUGCUCUCCUUGGACAUUGGAGAGUUCACACUAGAGAAGAGUCCUUAUAAGUAAAAUAAAUUUGGGCAGUUUUAUAGCCACACCUCUGUAUUCCUUCAGGAUUAUAGUUAACACUGAAUGCCUUACUAGUGUGACAAAUAUAGGAUAUUUCCAGAAGUCUGGCUUCAUAAUUCACAGGAUAACUGUCGUAGGAAGAUUGCUUGAACCUGGGAGGCAGAGGUUGCACUGAGCCGAGAUCGCAACACUGCAGUCUAGCCUGGGUGACAGAGACCCUGUCUCUGUCUAAAAUAAAGAUAUAAAUGAUGUCCAAUAAAGUAUGCAUAUUUGAGCUGUA
Messenger RNA from Macaca mulatta (Rhesus monkey), 2516 nucleotides. It is a transcript of the gene ZNF552, whose product is annotated as zinc finger protein 552. Gene Ontology annotation, biological process: regulation of transcription by RNA polymerase II. Gene Ontology annotation, molecular function: DNA-binding transcription activator activity, RNA polymerase II-specific; RNA polymerase II cis-regulatory region sequence-specific DNA binding. Gene Ontology annotation, cellular component: nucleus. The record is from RefSeq and is a predicted model, not a curated record. NCBI's taxonomy places the organism in Eukaryota, Metazoa, Chordata, Mammalia, Primates, Cercopithecidae.